Messenger RNA from Penicillium alfredii, 1983 nucleotides. RefSeq lists its product as uncharacterized. Lineage: Eukaryota; Fungi; Ascomycota; Eurotiomycetes; Eurotiales; Aspergillaceae. The transcript has a single exon. The coding region runs from base 1 to 1983 and encodes 660 amino acids. The record is from RefSeq and is a predicted model, not a curated record.
AUGGGAAUCUCACAAUCGACCCCAGCCAAAGACGAGACCCGCCGCUCCAACCGGCUUUCUAAGCCCUUUACCAAGAGCCUUCUCUCAAACACCAACCCGGUGCCUCUGGCCUGCCCCGAGGUUGAACCCCCAGAGCUUGCCACAGGGCUGAUCGGAUGGCAGAACCCGUGGGUUGGAUCCCACAUCCCCAGUCCCUCGGUUGAGACCAGAACUAGUGGUCCAAAGAAGCGGGACAUUCCCCCGACACUGUUUGAAUCAGAGGUGUCUGAGAACGACAGCAAUCUUCACAGUUCGUGUCUUUAUGAUCAAAGUCCCGAUCCGUCUUCGAUUUCUCCAAGCUCGUCCGUUAGUCCUGCCACUAGGAGAGCUUCUUAUCAACCCGAAUGCGUGAGCACUUCUUCGAGAUUCUCGGCUCCAGAACAACCCAGAAGAUCCAACUCCAUCCAGGCUCUUCCCCAACGACAGAGACAUGCUGUCUACGACAGCAGAAUUGAAGAUGGAACAUCUUCCAAUACGCACUUUGUGGUUGGCAACCAGCGAUUCUCGCUGACUUGCCGACGAUCCUUACUGACACGGCCGGGUGUUGCUACUCGACGAACCACAAGUGCAAUUCGACGGGUCCCAUCACCGAUUGGAGAGCCGGAGAGCUCCAUCGAUGACUCCGCGGAGUCAACAGUUUUGCACUGGCCUUUACCUCCUCGUCGAAGGCCCCCAUUGCCGGUCCCACCUCCAGCACGGCCGAGCAGCCCUUCUGACUCGCGAUAUACUCAACUUGGAGCGCUGAAGCUGGGAUCCCUACGGGUGGUCAAUGGCUCGGCCUCUCCAUGUCCCAGUGAACGCAUUCCGUUGGAUCAGCCCUACGUCCCAGGUCCUGGCUUGGGUCUUGGGGGUGUCGAAGCGAUGGGCCCGCAAGGGUCUCUGCUGGAGAUUCCAUCGGGGUUCGAUGUCAAGAGAUCUGACGACGCCCCGGGCAGUCCCUUCUCAUUCGAGAAGUCACCCACUAUUGCUGUCCCAUCUCAUGCCAAAUCCUUGUUCUCUGGGGACCCGGAGGAUGAGGGGAUUGGAAUGUCCGACGACGCAAGGACCUCUGACAGCGGCAACAGUCAGCUGGAGAAAGAUAGUGUGGACAUGGGCAUUGGUCGCCAAGGAUCCCGAUCACUCAAUAAAUCGGACAGUGGCUACAGCUCUGCAACUUCGGUCCGCUCUUUCCCACACAGCCGCACCCGAGGAUCCUUUGAUUCGCAGACGUCUGGCUCCUGCAGUACCGACAGUCCCAGGAACUUGUGGAACUCCAAUGACCAAAGCUUCAGCAGACCCGGCGAAAUGGUGCGCCAAUUCAGUCUCCGCGAGGGUCCGCCUGGGGACAAACACUGGCUGCAUCCAACGUCAACUCUCUGGUAUGACCCAAGUGGUUCGAGUACGCUCUUUCCAAGCAGUUUGCGAGCGCGACGGUCUACGUUGUGUGCUCCCCGAUAUACAGAGUACUCCGCACAGCACGAGCCGAGUUUUGACUCCACUCAUUCUGCCGCGGUGUUACCAUAUCCUCCUUCCCGAAGAGGCCAACCGGAUUUGAUGCGUGGUUCUUCGAAUGGAGAUUGGUUUCCCACGAGCCUUUUGAAUGACACGCACGGUUCCGGCUACUCGCCGGGUCUCGACAUGCCGUCUAGCUAUCAACAGACGAGUACAGAUGCCCAGGAUCAACUUCGCAGAUCUGCUUCUGAGCAUCGCAUUCACGUACCUAGCGAUAUGUGGGUCUCGCGAGUGCGUUCCCGGGGUAGAUCGGGCGGUCGGGUGUGGAGUCAGAAACCUGGCGUCGAUGUUCCCCCGCUGCCGACUAUACUCUCCCCGGACCAUCCAGAUGGGGAGGAGGAAGUUGAAGGGUCUUUUUCCGAAGCCCAUCGUGGCCGGUCUCGAAGCCGGAACCACAAUUGUCACCGUCGCCGGUUGACGAAAGCACGCCCACAGACAGAUGUUAAUCUUUGA